AUGGCGCCUCCCAGUCCCCCGGAUCCUAAUGCCUCAUUGGUAACGAGUGCGGCCGACACUGACGGAGAGAUGGUGCUGCCCGGCUUCCCGGACGCAGACAGCUUCGUGAAGUUUGCUCUGGGGUCAGUGAUAGCCGUUAACAAGGCCUCCGGAGAUCUACCCCAGUCUGGCGAUGAGUAUGAUUUUUACCGAAGUUUUCCUGGCUUCCAGGCAUUUUGUGAAACACAAGGAAACAGGUUACUUCAGUGCAUGAGUAAAGUAAUGCAGUACCAUGGGUGCCGCAGCAACAUUAAGGAUCGAAGUAAAGUGACUGAGUUGGAGGACAAGUUUGACUUACUGGUUGAUACCAAUGAUGUUAUUCUGGAAAGAGUGGGCAUCUUACUGGAUGAGGCCUCAGGUGUGAACAAGAAUCAACAGCCUGUCCUCCCUGCAGGACUGCAGGUGCCCAAAACAAUCGUGUCCAGCUGGAACCGGAAGGCAGGAGAAUACAGCAAGAAAACAAAAUCUGAAACUUUCCGACUCCUUCAUGCUAAAAACAUCGUGCGACCUCAGCUGAAGUUUCGAGAGAAGAUCGACAACUCCAACACACCCUUUCUUCCCAAAAUCUUCAUCAAGCCCAAUGCUCAGAAACCCCUAGCCCCGGCACUUUCUAAAGAAAGGCGGGAGCGACCCCGGGAUCGUCCCGAGGACUUGGACGUCCCACCUGCCCUGGCAGAUUUCAUCCAUCAGCAGAGAACCCAGCAGGUGGAGCAGGACAUGUUUGCACAUCCUUAUCAAUAUGAACUGGAUCACUUUACUCCACCAGACUCAGUGCUUCAAAAGCCACAGCCACAGUUGUACAGACCUGUAGAAGAAACACCCUGCCAUUUCAUAGCCUCCCUGGAUGGACUUGUGGAGCUCAACGAAAAACUAUUGAGUUGUAAAGAAUUUGCUGUUGACUUGGAGCACCACUCUUACAGGAGCUUUCUAGGGCUCACCUGCCUGAUGCAGAUCUCCACCCGGACAGAGGACUUCAUCGUGGACACCCUAGAGCUUCGAAGUGACAUGUACAUUCUCAACGAGAGCCUCACAGACCCCGCUAUCGUUAAGGUCUUCCACGGUGCUGACUCGGACAUUGAAUGGCUACAGAAGGACUUUGGGCUGUAUGUGGUUAACAUGUUUGAUACCCAUCAGGCUGCGCGCCUCCUUAACCUGGGCAGGCACUCACUCGACCAUCUCUUGAAGCAUUACUGCGCUGUGGAAUCGAACAAGCAGUAUCAGCUGGCUGACUGGAGAAUACGGCCUCUCCCUGAGGAAAUGCUCCACUACGCCCGGGAUGACACGCAUUACCUCCUUUACAUUUAUGACAAGAUGAGGCUGGAGCUGUGGGAGCGAGGCAACGAGCAGCCUGUGCAGCUGCAGGUGGUGUGGCAGCGGAGCAGGGAUAUCUGCCUCAAGAAAUUCAUCAAGCCUAUUUACACGAGUGAGUCCUAUCUUGAACUAUAUAGGAAGCAGAAGAAGCACCUCAACACACAGCAGUUGACUGCCUUUCAGCUGCUGUUCGCCUGGAGGGAUAAAACGGCACGAAGGGAAGAUGAAAGCUAUGGAUACGUCCUGCCGAACCAUAUGAUGCUAAAGAUUGCUGAAGAACUGCCUAAGGAACCUCAGGGCAUCAUAGCUUGUUGUAACCCAGUCCCACCUCUUGUCCGGCAGCAGAUCAAUGAAAUGCAUCUUUUAAUCCAGCAGGCUCGAGAGAUGCCCCUGCUCAAGUCUGAAGCUGCAGCUGUAGUGAAGAAGAGCGGACCACUGCCCGGUUCUGAGAGGUUGGAGAAUGUUCUUUUCGGACCACAUGACCGCUCCCAUGCUCCUCCAGAUGGCAUUCCUUUCAUCCCGACCAAUGGACCUGUGCCAGUUCAGAAACCAGCAAGCCUCUUCUCUGACCACAAUGAGGAUGAAACCUCACUGGAUACUUGUUUGGUUGCUUCUGCUGUCAUCACAUUAUUUAACGAACCCAAUGCUGAAAAUGGAAAAUGUCCAUUAACAGUUGCCCAGAAAAAGUCCCAGAGCAUCAUGGAGUCCUUUGAGAAUCCAUUUCGAAUGUAUCUGCCCUCACUCGAACACCGUGCCCACAUCUCUCAGGCAGCCAAAUUUGACCCCUCAUCUAAAAUCUAUGAAAUUAGCAAUCGCUGGAAGCUGGCGAGCCAGGUGCAGGUACAGAAAGAAUCUAAAGAAGCUGCAAAGAAGAAAGCCACUGAGCAAACAGCUGCCCGGGAGCAGGCAAAGGAAGCAUACAAAGCUGCCGCAGAGCAGGCCAUGUCUGUUCGACAACAGGCUGUGAUCGAGAAUGCUACCAAGAAGAGAGAGCGGGCAGUAAGUGACUCGAGUAUCACAGAACAGAAGCAAGUCAAAAAAAGACUCAAAGUGUCCGAGAAGCCAAAGGACCCAGACCCAGCAGAAAAAGAGUUUACCCCGUAUGACUACAGCAAGUCCGAUUUCAAGGCUUUUGCAGGAAGCAGCAAACCAAAAGCUUCCCAAUUCGAUCCCAAUAAACAGAGCCAGUCGGCCCAGAAAGGCAUUGCAGCAAAAAAGCUUAAACAGACAACCGGGAACAAAAGCAUGUCUUUUCCAACUGGAAAAUCUGACAGAGGCUUCAGACAUAACUGGCCAAAAAGAUAG
Molecule: messenger RNA, 2655 nt
Organism: Elephantulus edwardii (Cape elephant shrew)
Lineage: Eukaryota; Metazoa; Chordata; Mammalia; Macroscelidea; Macroscelididae
Gene: EXOSC10
Product: exosome component 10
Exons: 25
Coding region: 1-2655 (884 amino acids)
Biological process (GO): nuclear polyadenylation-dependent snoRNA catabolic process; nuclear polyadenylation-dependent snRNA catabolic process; poly(A)-dependent snoRNA 3'-end processing
Cellular component (GO): nuclear exosome (RNase complex); nucleolus
Molecular function (GO): nucleotide binding; 3'-5'-RNA exonuclease activity; nucleic acid binding
Source: RefSeq, a predicted model, not a curated record